This is a messenger RNA of Eremothecium gossypii ATCC 10895, 1740 nucleotides long. Its product is annotated as sphinganine kinase LCB4. The record is from RefSeq and is marked provisional. Lineage: Eukaryota; Fungi; Ascomycota; Saccharomycetes; Saccharomycetales; Saccharomycetaceae. The coding region runs from base 1 to 1740 and encodes 579 amino acids. Gene Ontology annotation, cellular component: membrane; intracellular membrane-bounded organelle; cytoplasm. Gene Ontology annotation, biological process: sphingosine biosynthetic process. The transcript has a single exon.
AUGCUUGGCCUGUACAAGUACACGAAGUCCUACUCACGGGCGAUAUUGGGCAGUGCUGGAGUUGUAGUCAAGGAGCAGGGAUCGGGAAACUCGGCCCAGGCGGCGGAGGGCGCGCUGGAUGAUUCAGACAGCCAAAGCAGUGCGAUGCUUGAGACGGCGUCGUUGAUCAGCUGUGUGACCUGCUUGAGCGACAACAUGGAUUCGCACAGCACGGAUCCGCUGCUGCUGCAGUCCAACACGGUGAUUCCGUAUGCGAAAAUAUUGAACGCACGGUUAGCACUAGAAGCUCCCGCUGAGGGUGGUGCAGAUGACUCGUUCACGGAGGGAGCGAGGUCCGUGCAGGACGCAGAGAUCAGCUCCAAACCGGGAAGCUCCAGCUCAAGGGCGCGUGCAGAAGGCGGCAUGAAGAGCGGAGGGGUGCUGGUGGAUAUCGUUUUUGCGAAACCAAGAAGGAACGACCUUGUCCCCAAAACAGUGACGCUAUUUGUUGAGUACUCGUCGGACGACUUCUAUGGCGGCGGCGAGGCCGACGUGGUAGAAGAGAUAUUGCGUAGGAGCUACAUGAAUACGAAGCGUAACAAAAGCAUUCUCGUCAUCAUCAACCCAUACGGUGGGAAGGGUAAAGCGCAUAAGCUAUAUGUCACAAAAGCGAAGCCAAUACUUGUGGCUAGUGAUUGUCAAAUUGACGUAGUGGAAACCAAGUACUCCUCGCAUGCCGCUGAGAUUGCCGCCACUAUGGAUAUCAACAAGUACGACGUCAUAGCGUGUGCAUCUGGCGACGGUAUUCCACAUGAGGUACUCAAUGGACUAUUUACACGUCCGGACCGCGUCGCAGCCUUCAACAAGCUUGCUAUCACGCAGCUCCCAUGCGGUUCUGGGAAUGCCAUGAGUAUCUCUUGUCAUGGGACAAGCAAUCCGUCAUACGCGUCCUUGUCUUUGGUAAAGGCAACAGAAGCACGAGUUGACCUUAUGUGCUGCACGCAGCCCUCGUACGCAAGCUCGCCCAGAGUCUCGUUUCUCAGUCAAACAUAUGGUGUGAUUGCGGAAUCAGACAUAAAUACAGAGUUCAUGAGAUGGAUAGGACCGGCAAGGUUUGAACUCGGUGUGACCUUGAACAUAUUUCAAAGACGGAAGUACCCAUGUCAACUGUAUGUUAAGUACGCCGCAAAGACCAAGAACGAGUUGCGGGAGCAUUUUACACUCCAUAAGGCUCGCAUUACGCAGAGCUUUAGAUCAGAGCUUAUGGACUCCGGAUCACAUUUGGCUGAUCUGCCAUCUACUGACAGCGAUCUCAUUGACGAUUCGUGCUUUCAUUUGAAGUGGUCUUUAGAUGAGCCCGUCCCCCAAGAUUGGGAAGAGAUUGAUACAAGUUUGACCGACAAUUUGGGCAUCUUCUAUGUUGGGAAGAUGCCAUACAUAGCACCGGAUACUAAGUUCUUCCCUGCGGCGCUCCACGACGAUGGUGCUAUGGACAUGGUUAUCACCGAUGCGCGCACGCCACUAACUAGAAUUGCCCCGAUCUUGCUCUCAUUGGAUAAGGGUUCCCAUGUGCUCCAACCAGAAGUGGAGCAUUCCAAGAUAGAGGCUUAUAGAUUGAUACCAAAAUUAAAAAGUAGCAUCAUAUCUGUGGAUGGUGAGAACUUUCCUUUCGAACCUAUUCAGGUGGAAGUGUUACCUCGGUUGGCUAAAACUUUACUAAAAAAUGGCUGCUAUGUGGAAACCGAGUUCGAGGCCCUAUGA